CAUAAUGAAAUUGGAAAGGAAGGGCGAGUGGAGACUAGUGGGCAAGGGGAAAGGAGCGCCCACGUGCAGUCCAUGUUGAUGUUCCAACUUCCAACGCCCGCCAAGCGCGCACCAUCCCUUAUAAUAUAGGAGAGAGGAGUGAGGAGAACCGGCCUUGUCCUGUUUUCUCUUCUUUCUUUUGCCCAAAGGCCAAGAUCUCGCCAGCAUCCCGAGUCGUGGAAAUGGAAGCGGCGGCCUCAGAUAACGGUAAUGCUCCCCGACCCCAACCCCGGCUGACGAAGAAUCCCUCGUCUUCGUCGUUCCAGCUUCGGUGCCCCAGCCUGAAUUCCCUACGUCUGCGUCGCAUAUUUGACCUCUUCGACAAGAACGGGGACGGGAUGAUCACGACCGAGGAGCUGGGUCAGGCUCUGGGGCUUCUUGGGUUGGAUGCUGAUGAAUCGGAUCUGGAU
Molecule: messenger RNA, 449 nt
Organism: Momordica charantia (bitter melon)
Lineage: Eukaryota; Viridiplantae; Streptophyta; Magnoliopsida; Cucurbitales; Cucurbitaceae
Product: calcium-binding protein CML42
Molecular function (GO): calcium ion binding
Source: RefSeq, a predicted model, not a curated record